AUGGCGCAUGGGGUCCUCUGCCGCUUGGUGCUGCUCUGUGCCUUGGGCCUGGGCCUGGGUCAGCAGCCCCUUGGGAGCCUGAGCUGCGGUCCCGGCCGCCUCCUUCACGGGACAGGGACAGACGCGCGCUGCUGCCGCUCCUGCACCACCACUGAGGAGGGCUGUUCUGAAUGGGACUGCGUGUGUGUCCAGUCUGAAUUCCACUGUGGAGACCCUCAGUGCAAGAGCUGCAAGCAUCACUCCUGCCCACCAGGCCAGGAGGUGCAGCCUCAGGGGAAAUUCACUUUUGGUUUCAAGUGUGUCGACUGUGCAGUGGGGACCUUCUCCAGGGGCCAAGAGGGCCGCUGCAAGCCUUGGGCAGACUGCCCCCAGUUUGGGUUUAUCACCACGUUCCCUGGGAACAAGACCCAUGACACCGUGUGCAUUCCGGAGCCGCUGCCCAAUCAGCUGCAUGGCCUGCUGGCUAUUGUGCUCCUUGCUGUGACCACCUGCAUCCUUGUCCUGACCACUGUUCAGCUUGGGCUGCACAUCUGGCAGCUGAGAAGGGAACACGUAUGCCCCCAAGAGACCCAGCGACUUCUAGAGGUGCUGCCACCAGCCGAGGACACCUGCAGCUGCCAAUUCCCUGAGGAGGAGCAUGGAGAGCGGCUGGCAGAGGAAAAGGGUCGGCUGGGGGACCUGUGGGUAUGAGUUUGGCCAUUUUUGUGGGCAGUCAGACCCCAGGCCAUACCCUCCCAGGAAGUCACCUAGGCUGACCCUCAGGAGCAGGGAUUCUACGUCCUGCCCUGGGCCUGCCCCUGCUCCUCUGACAGUGGAAGUGGGUGCAGGAUGAUGACAGAGAUGAGUCCCCACACCAUGCAGAAGGGCAGCAGCCAUGGUUGGGCCUUCCACUGUUGCUGGCCCUGUUGGUGUAGGGUCUGUGAGUCCCUGAUGCCUAGCAUAGGAGACCAUGACUGUGGAUGUGUAGCAGCACAGGA
Messenger RNA from Otolemur garnettii (small-eared galago), 977 nucleotides. It is a transcript of the gene TNFRSF18, whose product is annotated as TNF receptor superfamily member 18. Gene Ontology annotation, biological process: negative regulation of apoptotic process; positive regulation of cell adhesion. The coding region runs from base 1 to 690 and encodes 229 amino acids. The transcript is spliced from 5 exons. The record is from RefSeq and is a predicted model, not a curated record. Gene Ontology annotation, molecular function: protein binding; tumor necrosis factor receptor activity. NCBI's taxonomy places the organism in Eukaryota, Metazoa, Chordata, Mammalia, Primates, Galagidae. Gene Ontology annotation, cellular component: plasma membrane; external side of plasma membrane.